AACAAAAAAUAAAAGAAAGAGAGAAUAAAACCUUGCUGAAACCCUAGAGAUGGAAGAGAAAAUAGGGUUGAAAAAUGAGGUGAAGAGAGGGUGAGAAAGAGGGUAAAGUGCAAGACUUUUUGUUCUCAUAAAUGCCUUACACGUCACUCGCUAUUUCUUGCCUAUAAAUCUUGCUCUUUCCUUCCCCGAUUUUUCCCAAAUAUCUAAACAGCUUUCCCUUGCUAUUCCUUUGCUUGAAGAAAGGGGGAAAAAAAAAGAACACGUACGGACAAGAUGGGUCGAGCUCCUUGCUGUGACAAAGCCAACGUGAAGAAAGGGCCAUGGUCACCUGAAGAAGAUGCUAAGCUCAAGGCUUACAUCGAGAACUAUGGCACUGGAGGCAACUGGAUUGCUCUUCCUCAGAAAAUUGGCCUUAAGAGAUGUGGAAAGAGUUGCAGGCUGAGAUGGCUGAAUUAUUUGAGACCAAACAUUAAGCAUGGUGGAUUCUCUGAAGAAGAAGACAACAUCAUCUGCAGCCUCUAUAUAAGUAUUGGAAGCAGGUGGUCCAUAAUUGCAGCCCAACUGCCUGGAAGAACAGAUAAUGAUAUAAAAAAUUACUGGAACACCAAACUGAAAAAGAAACUACUUGGGAGGCGCAAAGAAUCUAACAGCAAUAGGUUGUGGUGCUCGAGUCAGUACCCUAGUGAGGCCAAUGGGGCAAGUGAUAAUAAAUAUUUUUCACAGGGUUUACGCACCUCAACCUUGGAACGACUACAGCUCCAUAUGAAGCUUCAAAGUCUUCAGAAUCCUUUCUCGUCCUACAACAACCCUGCUCCACGGCCUAAAAUUCAUCCCUUGCAGGAAAAGAUGAUCCAAAACAUCCAGGCCUCCAAAGGAAGUUCAAACCUUCGAGUGCAACCUCUCCUGCCAAACCCUCAAGCUGAAAAUGAACAAAGCGCUGAUGAUUUCUAUGAUCAAGCUUCUCUAGCGCAACGGCAAGAUUAUCCAAAAACCAUCAAUGCCAAGGGACUUGAAUUGGACAACUCUUUGGAUGAAAUAUCUCCAUCAGAUGGCUCAGUUCCCUUUGGCACCGGGGACAAUUUGAUGGACUCAGAAAUUAUGCCUAAGGCAGAUAGCAAUCAUCAUGGAUUAGCACAAUUAACUAAUGCGGCUCUUCAACCAGUUUCAAACUUUCAGGCUGAGCUGGAUGAGUUUCUCAAUAACAAAACAACCGGUUAUGCACCACAGGAAGACCAAAUGGCUGAUCAAUUCGAUUGCUUCAAGGAGAUAAAUGGUUCAAAGGACAACUUGAUUUGGUGGUCUAGUGAAUUUGAUGCAAAGUCAUCAUCUUCCAACUCUUGGGAUUCAAACUCUGUUCAUCUAUCCUAUGGAAUGUUUCAAAAUCAAAAGGUGACCGAAGGCCUAUGGUUGUGGGGGUGUAUGAAACGAAGCUGGAGUGGUUCUGGCGAUGUUUUGAGGGCCGUUAGGAAACCAAGAAUCCAAUGUAGCAGAAUUACUCGCCAUCAUGACAACCUUAGAGGUGCUCACCAAGAAGGGCGGGAUGGAAAAGAUGGGUUUGUUAAUAGAAUCUGA
This is a messenger RNA of Durio zibethinus, 1572 nucleotides long. NCBI's taxonomy places the organism in Eukaryota, Viridiplantae, Streptophyta, Magnoliopsida, Malvales, Malvaceae. The record is from RefSeq and is a predicted model, not a curated record.